AUGCGUGACAGCAUUCCGCUCGAUGUGUGCUGGGACACCUGGGACACUUGCGGCUGCGGCAGCCUCGGCCGAAGGGGCCGAAGAUUGAGCGAGGAGAUCGACAUUGAUGAGCCGAGCCUGAAACAGUUGCUGCCGCUUUUCGACCAGCUAGCGAAGGCCCAGACGUUCUACAACAUCAAGAAGCCUGCCCGGCAACCGGCCAAGACGGCCGAUGCGGACAGGAGCUUAAGUCUCUAG
Symbiodinium sp. CCMP2456 is the source of this 237-nucleotide messenger RNA. Lineage: Eukaryota; Dinophyceae; Suessiales; Symbiodiniaceae. The record is from the annotation of a GenBank genome assembly.